CAUCCAGACUGCCGGAAACAGGAAAGAAGAGAGAAGAUGCAGGACGUCGACGAAGAAGAACGACAACACGACAUAAACAUGGCUGCUGACAGUGAUCCCGAGUCAGAGGUGUUUGAGAUCACCGAUUUCACCACCGCGUCAGAGUGGGAACGGUUUGUGUCCAGAGUCGAGGAAGUGCUUAAUGACUGGAAGCUGAUUGGGAACUCCACAGGAAAGUUGUCCCCAGAGAAGGGUGAAUACACCAGUGGCACCUGGGGAGAGAAGUCUCAGGAUAUUAAUUUUGCUGAUUUUAAGUUCUACAUAACUCACUACUUCCUGAAACAAGAAUGUGAGAAGGACGAUGGGAAGGACAAGCUCGAGGAAGAUGCCUUCCCCUUGGCAAUGCAGGACCUUCUGUGUAUGAACAAUGAUUUCCCUCCUCGAGCCCACUGCCUGGUUAGAUGGUAUGGUAUACGAGAGUUUGUGGUCAUCUCCCCUGGAACCAACUGCGAGGCUAUCAUCAGCGAGUCCAAAUGCAAUCUGCUUCUCAGCUCCAUCUCGAUUUCUCUGGCCAACAGUGGCUGCCAGGUGCCCAUGUUUGUGCAGAUCCAGCAGAAGUGGAGGCGGAUGUACGCUGGAGAGUGCCAGGGGCCAGGUGUGCGCACUGACUUUGAGAUGGUCCACCUCCGCAAGGUGCCAAGCCAGUACAACCACCUGUCUGGCCUGCUUGACAUCUUCAAGUCUAAGAUAGGUUGUUCCCUGUCCCCUCUACCUCCAGUCAACAUUGCCAUCCGUUUUACGUACAUUCUCCAGGACUGGCAGCAGUAUCUGUGGCCACAGCAGCCUCCAGAUUUUGACACACUCCUUGGAGGUGAGGUGGGAGGGGUGGAGUUUGGGAAGCUUCCAUUUGGAGCCUGUGAGGAGCCAAUCAGUGAGCUUCAUCUUGCAACCACUUGGCCUCACCUGACAGAGGGCAUAGUUGUGGAUAAUGAUGUCUACAGCGACCUUGACCCUCUCCAAGCUCCUCACUGGUCAGUCCGAGUCAGGACAGCUGAAAACCCUCAAUGUUUACUGGGUGACUUUCUGACAGAGUUCUUUAAGCUCUGCUGUAGGAAGGAGUCUACAGAAGAGAUUCUGGGAAGAGGAUUGGCUGAAGAGGAGGGCAAAGAAAAUAGUGACAUCAGCUCUGCUUUAUCCAAGCUGACAGAGCCAGCAGCAACAGUGCCAAUCUCCAAACUUUCUGUCUCCAAUAUGGUGCACAGCGCCCGAAAGCACAUCCGACGCCACCGACGCAUUGAUGAGUCACCACUCAACACUGAUAUACUCAAUUCUGUCCUUCUGUAUCUCUUCCCAGAUGCUGCUGUGGAGAAGUCAUCAGAGAAUAGCAAGAAUAAAACUGCACAGUCAAACGCCAGUGGGAAAGCUGAGCUAGAUAAAAACUCUGACUAUAACCUUUCUCUCCAGCUGAAGUCAGCACCCAGUGACAGUCUGACCUACAGGCUGGCACUGUGUGUGUGUCUGGUCAACUACAACCACGGCGGGCUGCGCGCUGUCGCCCACCUCUGGCAGGAGUUUGUCCUAGAGUUGCGCUACCGCUGGGAAAACAACUACCUCAUCUGCGGACUUGCUGGUGGACCUCCUGAUCUUCGCUGUUGUCUAUUGCAUCAGAAGCUCCAGAUGCUGAACUGCUGCAUCGAGAGGAAGAGGGCCAGAGACAAAGCUCGCAAGGUGCUGGAGGGAAGCAAAGAGAGAGAGCACAGGGUGUCUGGUGGCUGCCAGAAUGGCCGCCCCGUACCAGAGUCUACGACGGCAACUACGACUGCAUCCACCUCAACGAGGGAGGUGUCUCCGGGGAAAUCCUGGGACUCGUGGAGCGACAGUGAGGAUGAGUUCUUUGAGUGCCUGAGUGACCAGGGGGAGAUAGAGGCUCCACAUACUGAGGGAGAAAAUGAUGGCAGUAAAAGUAAAGCAGAUGGUAGGCUGCACCCCUAUAACAACAUGACUCUACUCAACUCUACAGAGCCUCUCUACGUUCCUGUCACACAGGAACCUGCUCCCAUGACAGAAGAUCUGUUAGACGAGCAGUCAGAAGUACUGGCCAAACUGGGCACGUCAGCUGAAGGUACCCACCUCCGUGCCCGGAUGCAGAGUGCCUGUCUGCUGUCUGAUAUGGAGUCCUUUAAGGCAGCCAACCCAGGCUGUGUCCUGGAAGACUUUGUGCGCUGGUACUCGCCUAGGGAUUAUGUGGAAGAGGAGGCGAUCGACGAGAGGGGUAACACAGUGGUGAAAGGCGAGCUUAGUGCCAGGAUGAAGAUCCCAGGCAACAUGUGGGUGGAGGCUUGGGAGACAGCCAGGGUUACACCUGCACGCCGCCAGAGAAGACUUUUUGAUGACACUAAGGAGGCCGAAAAGGUUCUGCAUUAUUUGGCAGUGCAGAAACCUGCAGAGCUGACCUGCCAUCUCCUGCCCUGCAUACUCCAUGCUGCUAUUCUGAAGUUGAAGGAAGAAGAGUCAGCAGAAGACAUUCCAUCAGUCAAAAAAAACAUUCAGCAAGCUACGUGUCAAGCCAGCAAGCUGCUGCACCCCCCCAACCUUGACUACAAGAAGUUAGAGGUGAUCAAGCCAGGUUGAGGCAGUGAUGCGUAACAUAGGACAGUUGGACACUGGUGUGUCCAGCCAACACUCUGGAGCAGGACUUCUCCUGUACCAGGCCAGGUGUCUUCAUGCUGCCAGUGAAAAGACUGAUCACCACAUUAUAGGCAUUUUAACUGUCUGGUUAACUGUCAUUACAUUAUAGAGGCAUUCCUUUGGUAACCACAGUCCCAUAAUAUGAAAGUUAAUGUUUUUGAUAGAAAACUGCAUAUGCCAGUGUUGAAAAUGCCACAUUGAUCAGUGUUUUUCUGCUAUAUAACAAUUUCAUGGUCCUGGAUGUGAUAUUUACUUGAAUAAUAUCUUAAGUUCUAUCUUACUUGUAAUAUUGGCAACUUGGUAAUUCUGAUACUGCUUUUUUAAGUACAUAGAUUAUUAAACUAUACAUACUAGGAUACUAGAGCUGUCCAGAACUUCCUCUUUCGUCCAGACAGAUGACAGAUGAGUGGAAAUAGUUUUAAAAUGAUUCAUCACUAUAUAAACAGCUGAUGUAACCUGAGGAAAAUUUUAAACUGUCUUCAAGAAUACUGAACUGCACUUUUGAAAAGUAUUGUAUUGAUGUCGCACUUAUAUUGUAAGUUGAUAACACAUAUCAGCAAUGCAUCUCAAGAGAACGUAUUGGUUAUAUAUUGUAUAUUUUCUUACGAUCCUGGACAAAAUUUUGCACACAUGGAAUUUUACUAAUGAAAUUACUUUAUUAAAUAUGGAAGUAAAUCAUAUAUAAUUUUACAGAGGCAUGCAUAAAACUAUUAGAAACAUUUGUCACUUUGUUGACUAAGUCAAAUUUGCAACAGCCACCAACCACCCAGCUGAACCAGUGACUGCUGGUAGCUUUCACUUGCUCCCCAGAGCUUUGCUGUGGAUGCAAAAUACAUAGUAUUUCACUCAUGUGUCCUGAAGUUAAUGAAAUUGACCAAAUAAAACCUGUUAAAUUUAUUUACAGAUGGUUUAUCACAGAUGGCAGUAGUUUAAUAGCACAUUAUGAUUAUCAGGUUGUAAGAUACAGUAGAUAUGUUAAUGAUGACCACUUAGAAAAAAUGUUAUAAAGCACACUUAUUACACACACAUUCAUGUUAUUCCCAGUCUGUAACCAGGGUUGGUACUCACCCCUGUAGAACUGUUUUCACAGACUCUAGUGAAUAGACAUGUAAUAAAUUAGAAAAAGAAUUUGUUAGACUAUACCAAGAGUAAGAGUAUUAGUUUCUUCAUAAACUGACACAACGUCUUGGUUGUUGGAUGACUGAGACAGACUCAGAGUAAUUUGCCAUAAACUUAUUCGCUUUAAGUAUUUCAGCAAGUACAGAGAGCCAACAGAUGAUUAGCGUUCACAUGCUGCCUAAAAUCCAAAAGUUACCACAAAAGUUGUGUUAAUGCAUUAUCUACUGUUACAAGGGUUUGUGGUUAUUCACUGACGUUACUGCAGUUCGCAGUAUAAUUAAAUAUUAACAUUA
Messenger RNA from Siniperca chuatsi (mandarin fish), 4079 nucleotides. It is a transcript of the gene rab3gap1, whose product is annotated as RAB3 GTPase activating protein subunit 1. The record is from RefSeq and is a predicted model, not a curated record. Gene Ontology annotation, molecular function: GTPase activator activity. Gene Ontology annotation, biological process: positive regulation of GTPase activity. NCBI's taxonomy places the organism in Eukaryota, Metazoa, Chordata, Actinopteri, Centrarchiformes, Sinipercidae. The transcript has 22 exons. Bases 37 to 2610 code for a protein of 857 amino acids.